AUGGCGCAGUCGGCUCGCUUUCGUGGGUCGUUUGAUCCUCUUGGGGCAGACAGUGUGAGGGCGUUGUGUAAGCUUCUGAAUCCAGAAGACGAGGACGAAGUAGAGCUCGCUGGCAGGACGGUUCAGCGAUCCCACAUGAGUCCAGGAGAUCUCCAUGAAGGAAAUAAGCCAACAGCAAAGCCAAACGUUAAAGUUGAAGUGAGAAGGCCCCAUGGCCUGAGCAGAAACGACAAGUCGACUUCCUUGAACGGGAACACACCGGCGGGUCAGGGCAAAGACUCUCGUGUACUGCCGGAAUAUGAGAUACUCCACCAGCAGACUGUCGGCUCUGAGGACGUUUUUCUCGGGAUUAGCGGCAAAGAUCCAUCAUCAGAUCACUGCGACAAACUCGUGGCCAAGGUGAAGCUUCCUGACACAGAAUUGAAGGCAAUUACGUUGGAGGUCGAGGACCAUCGCCUCUUGGUCGAGACGCCGGUGCAUCGGCUUAAUCUGCCUCUGUCAAACCCAGGUAAGGGAGAGCCACCUGGGCACCGUGUGCCCUUGCGGAGGUUUUGUACCAGGGAACGAGCUGCCGAACCGUUCCCACCGUUUUAA
Messenger RNA from Neospora caninum, 594 nucleotides. RefSeq names its product putative sarcoma antigen NY-SAR-97. Gene Ontology annotation, biological process: axonemal dynein complex assembly. Lineage: Eukaryota; Apicomplexa; Conoidasida; Eucoccidiorida; Sarcocystidae. Gene Ontology annotation, molecular function: protein-folding chaperone binding; dynein intermediate chain binding. The record is from RefSeq and is a predicted model, not a curated record. Gene Ontology annotation, cellular component: cytoplasm. The transcript has 5 exons. Bases 1 to 594 code for a protein of 197 amino acids.